AUGGGAUUAUUAUCGCUUGGUACUCCUUUGGAUUGGCAUGACUCCCGCCAUCAUAACGAACAUGUCAGAGAACAUGGGAUUAUUCAGCUUAUCAACAUGUUCAAGCAACAUGCUGGUAGAACUCAAGACACCUUCUUAUGGGGAGACGAAGUCGAGUAUAUGUUGGUCGACAUAGACGAGGCAGAGAAAACUGCCAAGUUAUCGAUCGACAAGGACCACAUCUUGAAGUCCUUGAACGACGAAUCUUUGUCCCUCCACAAAUCGGUGGACAACAACAUCUCGUUCCAUCCCGAGUAUGGCCGUUAUAUGUUGGAAGGUACGCCUGCCUCCCCUUACAACGGAAACUCUUUGGAUGACUACGUUUAUGUCGAAAAGAACAUGAUCAAGAGAAGAGAGGUUAGUGAAUCCGAAUUGCCUGCCCACAUCAAGCCGUUGACAUUGACCACCUUCCCUAGAAUGGGUUGUCCAAACUUUACCUCGCCAUGCGCCAAGCCUAUAGGGCCUGCGUCCCAGUCGUUGUUCUUGCCCGACGAGAUCAUCAACAGACACGUCCGUUUCCCAACCUUAACGGCCAACAUUAGAAAGAGAAGAGGGUGCAAGGUUGCUAUCAAUUUGCCGAUCUAUCCAGACAUUAAUACCAAAUUAUUAGAUGACUCCAUUCCUCAUAACCGUGACUUGUUCGAUAGUGACAAGGAACCUUUCAUUGGUGCCUCUAAACCGGGUCAUGUGUACAUGGACUCGAUGGGUUUUGGUAUGGGCUCGAGCUGCUUACAAAUUACUAUGCAAGCUGCCAAUAUUGAUGAAGCUCGUUACCUUUACGAUACUCUUGCACCUAUAACCCCAAUAAUGUUAAGUUUGAGUGCUGCUGCCCCCAUUUUCAAGGGUUUCCUUGUGAACCAAGAUGUGAGAUGGAACGUUGUAAGUGGUGCAGUAGAUGAUAGAACUUUUGUUGAGAGAAACAGCGAACCUUAUGCUGGCUACAAUGUAUUUGGCGGAUUGAAUAUUGGCAAAGACCAGUUGUUAUCUUCUGUCGAUGUCAACCAAACUUUGAAUGAAUAUGGGGAUUUGAAAAACUUGAAAACUGACGAUGGCAAGCCAAUUCAAAGGGUUCCCAAGUCUAGAUAUGAUUCCAUUGACAAUUACUUAGGUGACGGCUCUUAUUCCACGAGCUACUUCAAUCCCAAGUUGAAUGAUAUCCAAGCCCCAAUCAACAAGAAGGUCUUUGAUAAAUUGCAUAAUGAACAUCCAGAAUUAUUUGAUACCUACUUGGCCAACCACUUUGCUCAUCUUUUUGUCCGUGACCCAUUAGUGUUGUUCAGUGAAAGAAUUAAUCAAGAUGAUGAACUCGAGAAUGACCAUUUUGAGAACAUCCAAUCCACUAACUGGCAAACAUUGAGAUUCAAACCACCUGCAUUAUACGAGAAUGGAACUGACUUAUCUACCAAGCCGGGUUGGAGAGUUGAAUUCCGUCCUAUGGAAAUCCAGUUAACUGAUUUCGAGAAUGCUGCAUACUCUAACUUUAUUUCUUUAUUGUCGAAAGCUAUCAUCAAGUUCAGACCCAACUUGUACAUUCCAAUUUCGAAGAUUGAGCGGAACAUGAAGACCGCCCAUAAUGUGGACUCUGUUCUUGAGGACAAAUUUUGGUUUAAGUCCCUUGACCAAUGGAAUUUGAACAACAACGACUUCAUAGGUUACGAUUUAUCAUGGUUCGACCGUUAUUUGAACGCUGGAAACGAUGAAUUAGGACACGAUGAAGUGUAUAUUAACGGAUAUUCUCGCAAUGGAGCUAUAAUUAACCAGGAAAAUGGUAACCGUUCGAGUGCCAAAACUGUUGAAUCAAUCAAUGAAGUCGACGACGAGGGAACGGAUCAGAAAUACACCAUUAACGAGAUCAUCAAUGGUAAUGAUAAAUUUCCGGGUUUGAUCAGAUUGAUUAUUAGGGUCAUCGCCAACGAUUUAUUGCCAGCACAACAAUCGCAUCAUUGUGAGUCUCAAGUUUUAGCGAAGAAUUUGAUUAGAAUUAAGCACUACUUAUUGUUGAUUUCCCAAAGGGCCAGUGGUAAGAUCCCAACCACUGCUAAUUGGAUAAGAGCAAUGGUAUUGAACCACGAGUCGUACGAGCGUGACUCAAAGGUCGGUGUCCGUGUUAACUACGAUUUGGUCCAGAGUGCAGUUGAGAUUACUGACUUGCUGAACCGAGAAUUAGUGUUGAGCUUCUUCGGUGAAACUGUGGGUGAAUAUCUUUUAGGCAGUUUAUAG
Messenger RNA from Suhomyces tanzawaensis NRRL Y-17324, 2259 nucleotides. It is a transcript of the gene GCS1, whose product is annotated as glutamate--cysteine ligase. NCBI's taxonomy places the organism in Eukaryota, Fungi, Ascomycota, Pichiomycetes, Serinales, Debaryomycetaceae. Gene Ontology annotation, molecular function: glutamate-cysteine ligase activity. The transcript has a single exon. The coding region runs from base 1 to 2259 and encodes 752 amino acids. The record is from RefSeq and is a predicted model, not a curated record. Gene Ontology annotation, biological process: glutathione biosynthetic process.